This is a messenger RNA of Prorocentrum cordatum, 1540 nucleotides long. NCBI's taxonomy places the organism in Eukaryota, Dinophyceae, Prorocentrales, Prorocentraceae. The record is from the annotation of a GenBank genome assembly.
GCGUUUUCCCCACCCGCUGCCGCGCUUCUCGGCAAGCUGUCGGCCGGGACCCAUGGAGCGAAACGUGCUCGCCGCGUGGACGGAGCGGGUGGAGUCCAAGCUGGACGGGCUCGCCGAGGCGCUUGACCAGCAGCGGGUCGCGCUGCCCCUGGAGGGCCUCGCCCCGAUGGUCGGGGGGGCUGGCUCAAGGGGCCAGCUUCGAGCGCGGGUCCUCGAGCUUGUUCCACGAGGGGCAGUCGGCCCCCGUGGCCGCGGCAGGGCCGCUGGAUUCGUCGUACCCCUGUGGCGGCCAGCGCGGUACCCAGCCACCAGAUGCCAGCGGCUGGAGCUGCGAGGACCAUGCGGCCCGAAUGGUCACGACGGGGAGCCAGGUCCACGAGCGCCCCACACUAAGCAGGCUGCUCUUUCGAAGAAGAUCAAGCCACAAACGACGGGAAGCGAGUGAGUGGCCAGGACUGCGGAACGGAAAGCGUGAGCAAUAACGGGAGCAGUUUCAGGAGGGCGUCGAGGAAGUUGACCAAGGUUUCGAGGGAACAAGAGUUCACAAAGCGCAUGAGUUCUGAGGAGUUGAGCGCGCAGCGGGGCCUGCUGGGCAGGCUUGUGAACUCUCGCUAUUUCCCGUCGCAAUCAUUCUCGACUGUGGUGCUUGGGGUGGAAAUGCAGCUUCGGGCCACCUCGAACACAGAUUCCCAGUGGUUCGACGACUUGGAAAUGAUGUUCACGGUGGUCUUCACGGUCGAACUUCUCAUGCGGGUUUCGGUGCACCGCUCCAUGUUCCUCACCGACAGCGACAAUCGUUGGUGGAAUGUGUUCGAUUCCAUCCUGAUAGGUGCCUCCUGGGUCGAUCUGCUGCCAGACUCCAGCGCACCCUUCUCAAAGAUUGCGAGGCUCAUCCGGAUGUUCCGAAUCGUGCGCGUCAUUCGCACAGUGAGGUUUGUCUCACAGAUUCGGGUGUUGCUGCUCAUGAUUAUGGGAACGCUGCAGUCGCUGUUCUGGUUGAUGACAAUGCUGCUUGGCACGACCUACGGCUUAUCCAUAAUACCGACGCAGGGCACCAGGGACUACCGGAAACCCUUUGACAAUCAGGUUUCUCCAGAUCAUAAAGAUGUCAGCCUCCUGUUCGGCUAACUGUUCCAGACCAUGUGCACCCUGUUCCAAUGCAUGUCUGGAGGCAUCAACUGGGGCGAGGCCUCAAAUUUGAUGAGCGGGUCAUGCAGGCUUUCCUGGUGAUGUUCGUAUUAUUCACCAUCUUCUCGGUGGUGAACGUAGUGAAUGGCUUAGCCAUGUUCUAAUCACUUGUUCGAUGUUGUUCGGCACGUGAAUCGCUUGUUCGGCUGGUAUAUGUGGUUUCUGCGUUCGGCUGUACUAUCAGUGCACGUCGUGUGUUUGCAUGUGUUCGGGCAUGCGCUCAUCUGCGCCCCUGCUUCUCCUCCUGGCGAGUAUGCUGCGUCCGCCCCAGGGUCUUUCGCCGCCCCGGGAAUCGGGGCCUAGCCCUCGAGGACGCGUUCAGCCUGGGGCUCUCUUAAAAAGGAAAUUCCGG